Molecule: messenger RNA, 1701 nt
Organism: Ilyonectria robusta
Lineage: Eukaryota; Fungi; Ascomycota; Sordariomycetes; Hypocreales; Nectriaceae
Product: major facilitator superfamily domain-containing protein
Exons: 4
Coding region: 1-1701 (566 amino acids)
Biological process (GO): transmembrane transport
Molecular function (GO): transmembrane transporter activity
Source: RefSeq, a predicted model, not a curated record
AUGGCGCAACAUGGCACCGUCACCAAAGCCGAAAAGGCUCUGCAUGACCAGGUCAAUAUCCUACCCCGUCGCCAACUCAUCACCGUAAUGGGCGCGCUGUCUGUCACGCUCCUGAUCACCUUCAUCGACCAGAAUGGCAUCUCAGUCACCUUGCCAACGAUUGCAGAGAAUCUCAACGGUCAAGAUACCAUCUCGUGGGCUGGGACAUCUAGUCUCCUUGCCAAUACAGCCUUUCAGAUGUUAUAUGGUCGCCUUUCUGACAUCUUUGGCCGUAAGGCAGUUUUCUCGGCCGCCAUCUGCCUGCUAGCAUUGGCUGACUUGCUCUGCGGCUUGAGCCAGAACCCAACCAUGUUUUAUGUGUUCCGGGGCGUGGCAGGCAUUGGCGGAGGGGGCGUCGUCAACUUGUCCACGAUUAUUGUCUCGGACAUUGUCACUCUGGAACAAAGAGGAAAGUAUCAGGGCAUUAUCGGGUCCAUGAUCGGCCUUGGCAAUAUGAUCGGACCUUUUUUGGCCGCUGGGCUAGCAAAACAGGCGAGCUGGCGGGUGUUUUUCUGGAUGCUGGCGCCGCUCGGGGCGUUGACUUGUGUCGUCACGUAUUUCUUCCUGCCCUCAAAACCGCCAACGGCUAGUUUGAAAGAGAGUAUCCGGAAGGUUGAUUGGAUGGGCUCGCUACUUUCAUCCAUCGCCAUCAUCUUUCUUCUGAUUCCCAUUUCUGGAGGCGGUGCCUACUUCUCAUGGGAUUCGCCCAUGGUCAUAACCAUGCUUAUUAUAGGGGGCCUUUCAAUCUUCCUCUUUUUAGGAUGGGAAUGGAAAUACGCAAAACUCCCCAUGAUGCCGCUUGAUCUCUACCAUAACCACAUUGUGGUGGUCAUGCUGGUGCAGAACUUCCUAUUUGGCGCUGUGUACCAAUCUUACCUCUACUAUAUGCCUCUUUAUCUGCAGAACGCCCACGGCUACUCGAUCUUACGCUCAGCUCUCAUCACACUUCCCUUGGUUGUCUUCCAAAUGGUAUUUUCAAUUUUAUCAGGUCAAUACAUAUCCCGGCAGAAGCGUUACUUGGAAGUUCUCGUCUUUGGCUUCAGUAUGUGGACACUUGGGUCAGGCCUUGCCUUGCUAUUAGACCGGCAUACCAAACCGACCAUUAUCAUCGUCCCGCUCAUCUUAAACGGCAUCGGGGUCGGCUGCAUCUUCCAACCCAUUCUAGUUGCGCUCCAAGCGCACACGCCCAAGCCUCGUCGCGCCGUCAUAAUCUCAAACCGCAAUCUGUUCCGCAGUGCCGGCGGCGCAAGCGGUCUUGCCAUUUCAGCCGCUGUGCUCCAAGCCCGACUCCGCGCGACGCUCCCAUCGAGCUAUUCCUACCUUGCCAGCUCGACCUACGCACUGCCUGAGAGCGUCAAAAACGUUUCGGGCGUUCUAGACGCAUACAUGGCUGGGAGUCAUGCUGUCUUCAUCCUGCAGGUGCCAUUGAUUGGUCUUUGUCUAUUAGGAACAGUUUUGAUUCGGGAUAGAGGGCUUGAGCCUCCAGGGGAUCCUGUUUCUGGGGAAUCUCCAAUCAGUAAUCAAUUUGAGGAAGAAGGUGCUAGUGAACCGUCCACUCGGCCUUAUAAUACUUCUCCGAGAAGUCGGAAAGGUGUCAAUGAGGAUCUGGAACUACAACUUAUGACUUCUGCAGUAGACCAUAAUGAGGACAAACGAAUAUAA